Messenger RNA from Platichthys flesus (European flounder), 2112 nucleotides. It is a transcript of the gene klf5b, whose product is annotated as Kruppel like factor 5b. The transcript is spliced from 4 exons. Lineage: Eukaryota; Metazoa; Chordata; Actinopteri; Pleuronectiformes; Pleuronectidae. The coding region runs from base 126 to 1472 and encodes 448 amino acids. Gene Ontology annotation, molecular function: RNA polymerase II cis-regulatory region sequence-specific DNA binding; DNA-binding transcription factor activity, RNA polymerase II-specific. Gene Ontology annotation, biological process: regulation of transcription by RNA polymerase II. The record is from RefSeq and is a predicted model, not a curated record.
CCUGACAGCCGCCGCUCUGCUGGUGCAGAUUGUAAACUACAGAAUAAUAAUAGCAACAACACAUAUGCGUGAUUUACUCCCGGGAGAUUUCGGAUAGUUAGACCGGUUGCCCUUUUUUGCUUUUAAUGGCCGCUGCCGUGAGGAAUAAUGUUUGGGUCGCUCCGGGGCAGGACGCGCAGUUUCUCCACAGGAGCGCUACCGCCGCGCCACCGACGGACGGUGCGAGGGUUGAGGAUCAUGGACAAGUGCCGUGCAACACGAGGGAUGCCAUCCCGGGAACUUCGUGCUUCCAUGAUUACAACGUGGCUAAGUCAGAGAUGGACAGCUACCUGUCUCCGCACCCGCACGACAUAGCCACCUCCAGAAUGUUGUGCAGGGACGGCUCUUUGAUGCCGGAGCAGCAUUUCCCAGAGGACUUUGCGUCGCCUUACAGUGUCAACAUGAGCCUGCUCCUCCCUGACGUCACGUACCUGCACCCUGGUCUCUGCAGGACCGUGAGGCAGAUCAAAACAGAGCCGACUCACUCCCUGAUGCACCCCCCCUGCCAGGGCCACGGGGUGCCGCCACCGGCUCUCCCGGGUGCUCUGAGCGCAGCCGACACGCCAAGCGGUAACUUUUUCAUCAAACAGGAAGUGCCAGAUUUCCAGGAUGUUCCCCUGUUUCAGCUCUUGAACUCUGACCUGGAGCAGCUCAUUCAUGGGUCUCAGCUGAACUCCAUUCCCAUGGCUCCGCUGAGUCUUCCAAAUGGGAGCGUCCAUGUAGGCCCAGUGCCGCAUUCUGCAAAGCCCACAGGGAAUCCUCAGAGAGAGUGUUUCCAAUUCAAUCGGCACUUAGGCCAUCAGCAGACACCGACUUAUUUGCCCCCUUCUCCGCCAAACUCUGAGCCCCCAAGUCCGGACAGGGGGAAGGUGCUCCUCCACAAUCUGUCCCCACCUCCCUCCUAUGAAGCCAGCAUCGCCUCUAAGUUAACAUUUCAGACCCAUAAUCCCAUCGAUCCAAGACAGACUUCCAGUGUCGCUCCCAUCCAAGGUCCACACCAAAAUACCAGUGUCCGAUCAGUCCAAAGUCCAGGUGUUGGUCCAGUCCAGCUUUCCAGCCUGACGCCAGUUCACACGGCACCAGGUGUGGGCCCUCUGUCCCCGGUGUUGGGGACGGAGUCAGCUUCACUUAGGUUCAACCGAAGGAAUAAUCCUGAUCUGGAGAGACGGCGGAUUCACCACUGUGACGUCCCAGGAUGUAAGAAAGUGUACACCAAGUCCUCUCAUCUAAAGGCUCAUCUACGGACCCACACAGGAGAGAAGCCUUACCAGUGCUCCUGGGAGGGAUGUGAGUGGCGCUUCGCUCGUUCCGAUGAGCUGACUCGCCAUUUCAGGAAACACACCGGUGCAAAGCCUUUCCAGUGUGGAGUGUGCAACCGCUGCUUCUCCCGCUCCGACCACCUGGCACUACACAUGAAAAGACACCAGCGCUAGAAACACCCUCGUGCAAAUCCAGUCAAUCGGGACAAACACGGACAAAGAACUGACAAAUUUUAAACAGUGGAAUAUUCCACUCACCUCCCAGUGGAGAUAUUCUUAGCAGUGCUGGCCCACACCUAAUUGUUUCUUUUAUUGUAAAGAGAAUUUAAUAUUACCGUUGCCUUAUUUUAUUUCCAUGUAUGCAUCCCAAUAUUGGAGGAUAUGUCAUUGAUUUUCAUUCGAUUUUGGUUUCACUUCAAUGUAACUUUAUAGCCAAGGAACUUCAAUCCUUCAUUUUCAGGGUUUACGGGGUCUAGAUCAUAUCUGUAAUGUAUUAUAUGGGCAUUUAUUUAAAUAACUUAAACUAGCAAACUGCCACACUGUAAGUAUUGAGGUCGAUCAAGUAUUGUUAUGAACUGGAAGGUCAAAGACUGUGUUGUUUCAUAUAAAAAGUUGUAACUAAGUAAGUUGUAGAUUUCAGAAAGGACACAGCAGGGAAGUUGAGACAGUGAAUUUGGGAUGAGUCGUGGUGACCGACGUGCAGAGUGCAGUGCAUGGAGCGCCAUCACUGCCCGUUAUUGGACACGUUGUCACAGAGCAUAAAUUCACUCAAAGCUAAACAGAUAAAGACAAGAAUGACACUCGGUGGAGCGUG